This is a messenger RNA of Camellia sinensis, 1556 nucleotides long. NCBI's taxonomy places the organism in Eukaryota, Viridiplantae, Streptophyta, Magnoliopsida, Ericales, Theaceae. The record is from RefSeq and is a predicted model, not a curated record.
AGUACCACUGUAUUUUAUGAAUGUUUUUUUAUGAAUUACGCAUGACUUUAUAAAAUAGCAAAACAAUAAAAAAAUUUUGCUAGACCUAAUAUUCAAAGAUUACUUUUUUAAUUUUGGUUCUAUCUGGAGUUGAUUUCUCUAUAGGUGUUUGUGCUGGAAUAGCUGGAGGAUUGUUUUUACUUAUUGCUUCUGGGUGGCUGUACAAAGUAAUGAAGAAAAGAAAUGACAAGAAACGCAAGGAAAAUUUCUUCAAGCGAAAUGGUGGUUUCUUGCUACAACACAAGUUAUCUUCAAGUGAUGGCAGCGAAAAGAUCAAAUUGUUUAAUUCGAAGGAGUUAGAGAAAGCCACCGAUCAUUACCAUGAAGAUCGUAUUCUCGGCCAAGGAGGCCAAGGUACUGUUUACAAAGGCAUGUUGUCAGAUGGGAGAAUCAUCGCUGUUAAAAAGUCUAAGGUUGUCAAUGAAGGACAGGUUGAGCAAUUCAUCAAUGAGGUCGUCAUUCUUUCACAAAUUGUCCAUAGGAAUAUAGUCAAGCUCUUGGGUUGUUGUUUAGAGACAGAUGUUCCUCUGCUAAUAUACGAGUUCAUCCCAAAUGGAACACUCUCUCAACAUAUUCAUGAUCCAAACGAGGAGUUCCCACUCUCAUGGGAGAUGCGCUUUCAGAUUGCCACAGAAGUUGCUGGAGCUCUUUCCUACUUGCACUAUGCAGCGUCCAUACCCAUCUAUCAUCGAGACAUGAAGUCAACCAACAUACUCUUAGAUGAAAAAUACAAAGCUAAAGUUUCUGACUUUGGAACUUCAACAUCAAUUGAUGUUGAUAAUACUCAUUUGACCACACGAGUACAGGGGACUUUUGGAUACUUAGAUCCAGAGUACUUUCAAUCGAGCCAAUUUACUGAUAAAAGUGAUGUUUACAGCUUCGGAGUUGUUAUUGUUGAGCUUUUAACUGGGCAAAAACCAAUAUCUUCCACUAGAACCCAAGAAAGUAGGAGUUUAGUCAGUUAUUUUAUGCAAUCAAUAGAGGAAAAUCAUCUACUUGAGAUUCUUGAUCCCCGGAUUCUUAAAGAGGGCCGGAGAGAAGAGAUGAUUGCUGUUGCUCACCUCGCAAGAAGAUGCCUAAAUUUGAAUGGAAAGAAGAGGCCUACAAUGAAAGAUGUUGCAGUUGAGUUGGAAGGAAUUAGAAUGUCACAUGGAAGUUCGACAAUUCACCAACACUAUGAAGAGGUUGAAUACAAUGCAACUGACCUUAUUGAGGCUUGGGAUGUUGCUUCAACCUUGACUGGAACUUUUUUAGAUAGCAGUACAACUUCAACAUUUGAAAUGCAAUCACUAUUGCUUAACAAGCCGUGACGUAUACACAUACGCACAUAACACAUAUAUAUAAUGCUUGUUCAUCUUAGAUUUUUUGAUUGAGAAUAUACCAAUAAGUUACCAUACAGAUUUGUUAUUGAAAUGUUGGUUAGAAUAAUUAAGUACUAGUUUGCAAAGCUACAAACUUGUAUGACUUAUGCUUUGGAUUGGCAAUAUUAGUAGUUUCCUAUAUACUAUACAUAAUUC